AUGUCUUCUCGGGUGACAGCAGCUGCUGAAGGAUGGGCCGAGUAUCCACCUCGCACGCCUAUCCCUAGCCUUACCCUUGAUGCGUCCAUUAGCCGUGAGGAUGUCAACGCUGGCCAAGUCGUGGACAAGUGGAUUGCAGACCUGGCCGAUUCCAUUGACCACAGAAACGCUAAGGCGUUUGAAAUCCUGUUUGUGCAGGAAUCGUGGUGGCGGGAUCUUGUCGCCCUGACCUGGAACGUGGCCUCCAAGUUUGGCCCCAAGGCUAUCAGUGCUUAUGUGCUCGGGUCAACGUUCGGACUCGGGCAAAUCAAUGUGAUCCAGUCGCCUUCGCUGCAGCCGAGGCUGGAGCAGCUGGGGCCGGCGACCUUUAUACAGGCUGCCUUCACAUUUACCAAUAAGUUUGGCUCUGGCCGGGGCGUAAUUCGCUUAGCCAACGUUGGGCCCAAUAACCAAUGGAAGGCGUGGACUGCAUCGACAGAACUGGAGCGGCUAAAAGAGCCACGAUAUGUAAUCCGACAAGUAGAUGAACAAGCGGGGCAAAAGGCAGGCCAGCUACAGGUUGUAGUCGUCGGCGGUGGCCAAUGCGGAUUAAGCUUUGCCGCGCAUCUUGAACACAUGGGCCUUCGAUAUUUGCUGAUUGAAAAGACUCCCAGGAUUGGCGACUCGUGGCGCAACCGAUAUAACUCUCUUAAGACGCAUACACCUACCACCAUGGACAGCCUCCCAUUCUUGCGCUACCCAACGAAUUGGCCCAGAAACAUGACCAAGGAUCAGUAUGGUGAUUGGAUGGAGUGCUAUAGCAAAAUCAUGAAACUCAAGACGCGCACGAGUACGUCAGUCAAGAGAAUUGUGCGUGAUCGAGACAAUCACAGCUACAGGGUUGAACUGGAAACGAAUCGAACUUCAUACAUCAUCACGACCAAGCAUGUUGUUCUCUCGACCGGUCUCCAUAGCGACCAGCCAGUCCGGCUGGGUUUACCAGGCCAGGAUGCCUUCCGAGGCGAAAUAUACCACUCGUCCAAGCACAAGUCGGCAUCUGGAGUGUCCAACCUCGCCAGCAAGAGUAUUACAAUAGUCGGGACCGGAACUAGCGCGCACGACAUAGCACAGGACUUUGUCAACCACGGCGCCAAGAGCGUGGCCAUGAUCCAGCGGAAUCCAAACAUCUUUGUCUCGCUGGAGUCGCUGGAGACCAUUAUGCUUGGCCUCUGGAUGACCCCCAAUCUGAGUACCGAGGACGCGGACCUAAUAGAGACGUCCUUUCCCAACGUGGUCGCGCUCACUCUCGAGUCUGGCACCAUGCCUCUCUGCGCAGAAUUCGACAAGGAGCUCAUUGAGGGCAUGGAGAAGGCGGGCAUGGUGUUCAGGAAAGGCGAGGACGGCGUCGGCUUGUUGGACCAUCUGAUUUUGAAAUCUGGCCACUUUUACAUCGACCAUGGCGCCGCUCAGAUGAUUGCCGACGGCAGGAUCAAAAUCCACAGGUCCAAGAAGGGACUCAGUGCGUUUUACGACCACGGCCUUGUAUUGGCUGAUGGUGGGACUAAGCUCGAGUCAGAUGUGAUCGUCCUGGCAACUGGCUGGGAACGCACCGCUAAAGUUGUUGAACGGCUACUUGGUAAGGACAUGGCCGACGCAGUCAAAGCUCAGGAAUGGGGAGAUCUGGACGAUGAAUCAGAGCGUAAAGGGUGGUGGCGCCCAAGCGGUGUUCCGGGGGUGUGGUGCAUGUCGGGGGCCAUCAGCUGGGCCAGGCAGUACUCCCGGAUGCUUGCCUUGCAAAUUGACGCUGUAGAGAAGGGCUACAACGACGAAUAUUAUGUCGCAGUCCCUAAAUUCAAGCUGUAA
Molecule: messenger RNA, 1842 nt
Organism: Purpureocillium takamizusanense
Lineage: Eukaryota; Fungi; Ascomycota; Sordariomycetes; Hypocreales; Ophiocordycipitaceae
Exons: 3
Coding region: 1-1842 (613 amino acids)
Molecular function (GO): flavin adenine dinucleotide binding; monooxygenase activity
Source: RefSeq, a predicted model, not a curated record